Messenger RNA from Schistocerca gregaria, 16018 nucleotides. RefSeq names its product apoptotic protease-activating factor 1 (gene Dark). Gene Ontology annotation, biological process: regulation of apoptotic process. The coding region runs from base 5632 to 9246 and encodes 1204 amino acids. NCBI's taxonomy places the organism in Eukaryota, Metazoa, Arthropoda, Insecta, Orthoptera, Acrididae. Gene Ontology annotation, molecular function: protein binding; ADP binding. The record is from RefSeq and is a predicted model, not a curated record. The transcript has 18 exons.
UUGUGUUGCAUGGAAUGACUGGUAGUGGGAAGUCCUGCUUAGCUGCAGCUGCUGUGGAGAAUCUUCCACUGGUUACUAAAUCUUUCAAGGAUGAGUACAAAGACUGGCAGCUGCUAACCCGUUUCGAGAUAUUGGAUUUAAGUUAACAUGUUUGCUGAAGAUAUCAUCAAAUGAAAUUUUCAGUUCGAGCUUACAAUCUCAUCAGGGACUGAUCACCAUGUUGAUAGAAUAGAAGCAUAGAGAAUUUUCAGUAUACUUAUUUCAGUUGUGGGUUAUCUUUUCAAAGCAAGUGGUGUGUCAUGAAACUUGUGUAAAUGAAGCGUACAGUGAAGAGAAUAGACCUUGUGAACAAUGCCAGUGGCAGUGCAUAGAUUGAGUCAGUGUACUGGAUGCUGUUGAACAGAUAUUUGGUUCAGUUUGCCAACUGUAGUUAUGUUUAAGAAUAAAUAUGUAAAUUGUGCGUGGAAUGCCUCAUCAAGUAUAAAUUGUAAAAACUGUACUUGCAAAUUCGUGUUGUACAUUGCUACUACUUCACAUAUAGUUUCUAUGAAACUGACAUUAUUUAUGGCAUAAAGUUUAAUAAAGUUUUAGAGUAAUUCAAAACUGUUUGUUGCACUUAGCUCACUUUGUGACCUGUAAAUUUUGUAAAUAGUAAAAGCAAACCUAUUUAAGUUAUACAAACAUGUAUUCCAUACACAAUGUACAUUCAUUAGAGAGAACGAAAUAACCUUUAAAAAACGUGAUGACUCCCUCAUUGUUCAGGGGAGUUUCCUCUCUAACAAACAGAUCUGUUUUAGCAGGAAUAUUUACUAACAAAGAGUACACUGGUAUGCAAAACUUAAAGGACAAAAGUAUUGAGUUGGUGCAUAAGUCCAUAAGUUUAAUAAGUCCAUAAGUUUAAUAAGUCCAUAAGUUUAAUAAGUCCAUAAGUUUAAUAAGUCCAUAAGUUUAAUAAGUCCAUCAGUUUAAUAAACACAAAAAAUGGACAAAGAACUCAUCGAGCCAUGUUCGGAGCUCGUUUUAAUCAGGGAAGGAAGUUCCUUGAAGGUUGUUCAGUAGAGAGCAGAAAAGAUGAACAUCUUCGGGUGCAGGAUCACGUGAGUAAGGUGGUAUGGAAUGACUUCCCAAUCCAACUCAUGUACAGUGUUUUUUGUCAGUCUAGCAGAAUGUGAGGGGAUGGUAUCAUGGAGUAGCAACACUUCACACAGUCUUCCAGGUCAUUGUUCUUGGAUUGCAUUUGCAACAUGUCUCAGUUGUUGACAAUAAAUGUCAAUAUUCAUAACUAUGCCUCAGGGAAGUACAGUAUAACCUGGCUUUUACGUUCCCAAAAUUAACGUUUCCCGGCCGUUUAUGACAUUUUUUUAUCAUUCCCGUCAAAUUUGCUAUGUCCACAAUGUUAAUUUGCACCUGAUUUUGUGUCAACAUAUUUCGUGAUUGUUGUGAUCUUCGUGACAACUUUGUUGAACCAUAUUUAGCGUGUUUCAGCAUUUGGCCAUUUGUAGCGCUAGUUGACACCGCCAUUCACUUUGCGUUGCGUUUUAGUUAAAAUACAGCACCAGUUACGUAUUGUUUUCAUGCUGAACAAAAGAUGUUUUGAGAAUUUAUUCUCACUGUCAAGUGCAGUAUUUACGUAUGUAUUUUUUGUAAUGACACACAAACAAACAAUGUGAAUGAUAGUUUGUGUGUGUAUGGUUUCCCACAUAACUGAGGAGGCACAGUACCCGAUAACCUCAUAAAUUACUUAUGCACCUAUUUGCUCUUGACAGUGAGACAAAAUUCUCGAAACGCAUCAUGCUAAGCAUGAAAAUAUGUAACUAGUGCAGUAUUUCAUUAUUUAAAUAAUGAAUGACAGCUGUAGGCUUUCAAAAACAACAAUUAUGACGUAUGAAACAGUAAAACUUUCCACUUCCUAGAUAGUUAUCAGUUCCAGUUACAUCAGCGGUUUUUAUUAGAUAAUAAACCUUUAUUAGUUAAUAAACAAGUUCCUGACAUGUCUUUUGAUGCCUGUUGUGUAAAUAUACCAUACAUAAAGUACAAAAAUGCAAGAUGGUAUCCUAUACGUAACUUUUACAGCUUAAAACAUUAUUUCCCACAUUUUAAUUUUUUCUUGUAUCUUACGCAAUUUUUUUGAAACCACUUGAAAAGUGUAAAGGCAGGGUUUCACUGUAGUUCAUGCUUUUCCACCAGACGCAUAACAUUAUCUUCAAUGGGUGUACACAGGUAUUUGUACGGGUAGUUGCUGCUUUGUUUGUGCUCAACCACUCCUUUCUUUUCCUUAUGUUAGCAUAAAGACACCAUUUGUCAUCACCAGCAACAAUACAGGAUAGGAGUGGUCAGUGCUGUUCAUGAGCCAAUUGAUGAUGAGGAAGCAGAGAUGCACAUAUGGACGACCGCUGAUUUUAGCUUAGAGUAUGCGUACCCAUACACUCAAUUUUUGAUCGUUCCCCAUUCCUUGCAUAUGUCACAUGAUGGUAGAAUAAUCACAGUUAAUCACAUUUACAAAGUCUCCAGCACACUAGCAUGGAUCAUUGUGGAUUAAGAUGUUCAAACAAUCUUUUUUAAACCUCAAAGGUCUUCCUGAAUGUGGAGAGUCAUUAAUGUCAAUAGGAUCCUCCUUAAAAAGAGAAAUCCAUUUUCUUGCCAUGCUCUGUCCAAUGGCAUUAUCCCCAUACAAGGCACAAAUGUUUCUGGCUGCUUCCACUGCUUUCACCCUUGUACUGAACUCAAACCAAAGAAUAUUUCAGAAAUGUUCCAAUUUCCCAACUAGCUACUCCAUCCAAGUGCCCACAGCUCCACUCACUAUUUCCAGAUGACAAAAUGACAGUAUGUAAACACAAAUAGCAACACUGAACUACAAAUAAAAAAUUACAGUUGAUAAGUAAACCCAUAGCAUCUAGAAUACCAACAUGCAAAACGAAAAAUGUUAUGAACUUAUGCACCAACCUAAUAACUAUCACAUGAUGUGUCACUGCCCAGUAACAUAGCUUGAUGAAACCUGGACCGUAUGUAAAAAGAACUGCUACAUUGUUCCCCUCGACAUUACAAGAGGCAGGACAUGGUUAGUAAUAGUGUGUGUUAUCAUCACAGGUGGCAAUGCACCAACCUAAUAACUAUCACAUGAUGUGUCACUGCCCAGUAACAUAGCUUGAUGAAACCUGGACCGUAUGUAAAAAGAACUGCUACAUUGUUCCCCUCGACAUUACAAGAGGCAGGACAUGGUUAGUAAUAGUGUGUGUUAUCAUCACAGGUGGCAAUGCAUUCUUUGCAAUGCGCUCCCAUGCUGGCCAAAAGGUUGGUAAGGAGUUUUUGCGGCAAGGUGUUUCACUCCUCCAUCAAUGCAGUUGACAACUGCUGGAUGGUCAUUAGUGCAUGUGAAAGUGCUGCAGUACAUCUCCCCAAUCCAUCCCACAUGUCUUUGAUGGGAUUUGAGUCAGAGGCAAGGAUAGACCAGUCCAUUUGCCAAAUACUCUCUUGUUUCAAGAACUCCUCCACAUUCACUCUUCAAUGCGGCCAUGCACUGUCACCAAUAAAAAUGAAGUCAGAGCCGAAUGCACCCCUCAAAAAAUGCAUGUGGGGAAGGAGUACACUGUCAAAAUGACAUUGACUGGUGAGUAUACUGUGUUAAAUGAUUUGGUGGUCAGUAUGCCCAAGCAACAUUAUGCUUCCUCAGACCAAAGUGCCUGAACCACCAAAACGAUCAUGUUUGACAGUGCAGUACAUACUCUCAAAUGACAACAAGUGGGAACACGUAAUGCAUCAAGGAAGAUUGUUGAACAUAAUUGUUUUGUUGGUCCAGGUUUUAUGGUGUGGAGAGGCAUAAUGUCGCAUUGGCAUACCGACCUCCAAAUGUGUGAACAUUCACUGGUCAGCAUUACAGAGGGGCUGUACUCCUUCCCCAUGCUUGUCUUUUUUGAGGUACAUUCAGCCUCAUUUAUGUGGAUGACUUGUGUGCAACUGCUUUGAACAGCACAGGUGGAGGAGCUCUUGGAAUGAGAGGAUAUUUGAUAAAUGGACUGACAUGUCCAUUCCUCCGUCACAAAUCCCAUCAAGCAUGUGGGGAAUGCGUAGGGGAGGCUUAUGGGAGUACAUCCACUAAUGACCCUCCAGCAGUUGUCAACCACACUGCUGGAAGAAUGGGAAGCCCUACCACAAAAAUUCCUUGCCAACCUUACGGCUAGCAUGGGACCAUGUUGUGAAGCAUGCAUUGCUGUCCGUCGUGAUCGCACACACUAUUAAGAAUCGUGUCCCACCUUUCUUUGUCCAGGUGACCAUUAUAAAUCACAGUGACUCUAGUGCAACUACUGUUUUUGAAUAAAAGUGUCAUAUCUGUUCAUCUUGUGUAUUUCUUUCGGUUACCUUCUAUACUAUACUGUAGCAGUUCUUUCUAAAUAUGGUCCAAGUUUCAUCAAGCUAUGUUACUUGACAGGGAGACAUCAUGUGAAAGUUACUUGCUUCCUUGAGUUUUGCACCAGUAUAGAUGUGCAUAUUCCUUUGCGUGAGCAGUCAUCCUUGAGAACCUGUGAAAACUGUUAUUUGCCAUGUACUUCCUCAUGAACAGAUGCAUACAGUUUUCACACAUUUUAAAAGUUUCCUCAUAGAUGCUAUAUGGUAUAAAAUAUUUAUUUUGAAUAAGAUCUGAUGAAACUUGACACCUGAAACUGUGUACACCUAUAAUUGUCUCAUUUGAGUAUACAGGAGCUUUAUUUUCUAUUUAUUAAUGUAUUAGAUGACCAUUUGGGAGCCCAAGAAUUAGUAUUCUAGGUAUUGUAGUUGGAGCGAAGUUGCUGAAUAAAUUAUUCAGCAAUUUUGCAAAUUGUAUGUUAAUUUGUAAUGUUCUUGCUGCUUUGACUUCACUACCUCUUUUGACCAUUUCACAGGUUUUUUACUGACAUCUGAAUCGGUGUUGUCAAUAUUUGUAUAUUACAUUGGGAUUUUCCUUUCUUUUUAUGCUUUAACUACACUUUUAUGACAGAUCAGUUGUCUGCGAAUAUACAAACGUAAAUGAAAGUUUUUCAGACUUAAAAUUUUUCCCCAGAAUUGCCAUGUUGAUCAAAAUUUGGCCAUUGUAAUUAAGUGCAGGUUGUUGAACUGUAAUCACUGAUCAUGCAGUAAUACCCAAGAAUAUACCUUAAUCUUAAAGGUUUGUUAUAUUUUUGUAUUUAUAAAUUAAAAAAAAAAUGUAAUUCAUAUAAGAAAAUUUUCAAAGCAUUUGGGAACAUGAGAGUCCCAUGUUUCAUAGCCUACAGCAAUAUUUCCACAUUGCCUCUCCUGCAGCCUUACAUUACGGUUUCAAACCUUCAAUCUUCUAACAAUAUUCAAUAUUUUAUAUGAGUCCAUUUACAUCUUCUGGUGAUAUUGACGCAGGCACUUGCAAUGCCAUUUGUUGGAUGUUGUCAUCACUUAACACAACUUAUGCAUUAUGAAUAAAUGCUUUGUUACUUUCCAAAUAGACUGUGCUAAUGUAUGCUUUCUGUGUGUGUUUUCACUUGUUCAUGUAACCUUCUGGGAUGUAACGUACUUUCUCCAAAAGUUCAUUUUUAUUGAUGUACCUGACAACAGCCAAAUGCUUCAUUUGUGCUGUGAGCAGUUACCUUUGCUCCUUCCAUUGUUGGAAAUGGAACAGAUUAACAGAUGGAAAAUAACAGAAGGAAUUUGGAGCUAUAUGGAUCACUAUGCGGGAGAACAUGGGAAAGCUGUGUUCAUUUCAAAAACUGCGUUUUCUGGCUGAGUGUGGGCGAUUCUGGAAGUAAUGUCUUGUCUCAUGUGAAUCACCUUUUGUGCAAGUUGCAAGCUACAGGGAGAGUAUUUCCUGAUGAAUUUCAGAGGCAGGAACUUAUGAAUCUGACUUGGUUCCGAGAAACACUUAAACGAUACUACACAGAUAAAGAUUUAAGAGAAGGUCUUCUUAUAUUAGAUGAUGUUGCCUCAAGUGAUGUCAUUGAUGCAUUUGACAUUGGCUGUAAAAUACUUGUUACAACGAAGGAUCUUGAAGUGAUGAAAAAAGUGCGAGGAAGGAUAAGCAAAACUAUUAAACUGAAUGAUGGUUUCAAAGAAAUGGAGACAUUGUCGUUGUUCGCUAAGUGUAUAAAUCAAACAAUUGAAGAUCUACCUCAUGAGGCAAGACAAAUACAUCGUCUUUGCAAAGGCAUUCCCAUGUUGGUAGCUCUUAUUGGUGCCAAUCUAGAAGAGCACAGUGAAGAUGCGCGUUCUAACAAAGGAAGAUGGAAUAACUUCAUUACAAUGCUUAAAUCAAAACACUACAGCUCCCCUGGACGCAGUACAUUUUACCAAGAUGAACUGUUAAGUGCAGUUGGGAUGUCUGUGGGAAAUCUACCAGAAUAUCAGAAGGAAAGAUUCCAGGAUUUUGCACUAUUUAAAGAAGAUGUGAAUAUCAAACCUGAGGUGCUUCAAGUUCUUUGGUCCCUUAACAAAUAUGAAGUAGAAGAUAUUAUGUCAUAUUUUGUUAAGAAGUCUCUAGCUGUCUCAAAAUGGAAUGAAGAACUCAAUAGUUCUGUGUAUGGCAUUCAUGAUAUUAUCUUGGACUACUUAAAAUUUGGCCUAACAAAGGAAAAGAAAAGGGAACUACAUAGAAAAUUGCUGGAAGCAUACAGUAAAAUCUGUGUUGGUGAUUUUUCAAAAUUACCAAAUGAUAAUUAUAUAUAUACCUACAUUGGUUACCAUAUUGAUGAGGCUGAAAUGUGGGAUUUAUACUCCAACCUUUAUAUCAGUUUACCUUUUGUUCAAGCAAAGUUGAAAGUCACUGGACCAGGUGACCUGCUUCUGGACUACAGAAAAUAUAGGAGUAACAUUGACAAAGAGCAAGAGGAUUUGAAAGCAGUUGUUGAUGACUUUGAAAGAUUUGUGCACUCCCAUGGUUUGGAUUUGUACAAGUAUCACGAUCUUGAUGCUGUUCAGUGUGCACUUAAAGAACCUAGACAGAGUUUUGUUUUUAAUGAGGCUUAUAAAAUUGCCAAGGAAUGUAAUACAAGGCUUUACCUUGAACAUAUCCUUAACCAAGAUUUCUCUUCAGACACACAAAGUCUUCCAGUAGGAGGAGGAGCUGUAACUGCCUGUUUUACACAUAGUGAAAAUAAGAUUAUUGUUGGUUGUUAUGAUGGAUCUAUAAAUCUAUUGGCGGUCGACUAUAAACAUAUACUUCACUCAUUUCAAGGCCAUAAGAAGCUGAUAACAUGCCUACAAUGCCACUCAAGUAAUAAAAUAUUCCUGUCAUCUUCAGAAGAUGGUACAGUAAAAUUGUGGAGUUUAGAGGAUAUCAUUGACAAGAAAACAGAGAAACAGAAAUCGGGUGACGGUGGUACUGUCAGAACACCAUCUCCUCGUCUUCGUCAAACUAGUUGGAGUAAUAUGUUUUCUGAAAGUGGAUCAGAUGACAAAAGUAUUUUCACAUUCACUAAACACAAAGGUGCUGUCUCUUGUGCUUCUUUUGCACACAAAAAGAAUGAAGUGGUGUCAUGUUCUGUCGAUGGAUGUGUGAAGGUGUGGGAUAGUGAAACAGGGGCAGAGAAGUUGCACAUAGAUGUUCCCAAUAAUAGCAAACCUAAUAGCUGCACUUUCUCUAAUGAUGAUACUCUGUUGUAUUUUGGUGGGGAAGAUUCACACCUUUAUGUGUAUAGUGCAGAAUUUGGUACAUUCCUUUCAGGACUGGGAAAUGAUGGACCAAUAGUAACAAUUUUAGGUAUCCCAGAUUCGGAGUAUGAGGUAAUUGUUGUAACUGAAGAUUCAAUAAUAUGUUGGAGUUGGGAAGGUGUUAACACUACACCUCCUGAAAAUGUCAUAACCAGUCGUGAGAUAACAGCUACAUUGUCACUUGAAGAUUUGGAAAAACAGGUUCUAGGACGCUGUAAAGGCACAACAUUUGUAUGUGCCACAAUAACGGAAGACAGCGAGUUUGUCAUUACUGCAUCUUCAAACCAUAGUGUCUGCAUUUGGGACAUAAAUCCAAACGCAUCAUAUAUUGUAAAAGAAUACCAUGACCAAAGUGGGGAUAUACACUGCCUGAGCUCUAUCAGUGUAGACAGCAGUAUACACAGAUUUCUGUCAUGUACAAAUAAAAAUGUCAGACUCUGGAAAUUUGAUCCUUCUGCUUCCGGGAAUAAUGUCACUCUUCUAAGCACAUUCGAUGCAUUAUGGCAAAGUGACGACCUUAAUUUUACACUGCCUUUAUUUGCUGUUGCAGACAACACCAACAAAGUACAGGUUCUUCGAGGCAAAGAAUUGGUUUGUGAGUCAUCAAAGGAAGAGACCCAAAUCACAUGCUGCAAAUUUGUUACAACAAACUGUGUAGUAUAUGGAUGUGCAGAUGGUAUGGUAAAACUUUUUGAAGUAGAACCCAACAAAGUUUUGCACAUUAUGAAACUUAAUAAACCAGUGGUAUAUUUGGAUGUCUUUAAGUCUGUGAAAGAAAUAACAAUAACCGCAGGUGAUCAGACUGAGCUGAAGAUGUGGCACUUAUCUGGUGAAGUACUUCCUUGUUAUGGGAUCAAAGAUCUGGUUGUGAAAUGUUUUUUGUUGUCUGAUACAAGAAAAAUGUUAUCAUGCUCUAAGGAUGGAAGUGUAAAGGUUUCAAGGAUUGAUACCGGGGAAUUGGAAGAAGUGAUAGUUGGCCAAAUACGAGAUGCUACAAUCACUGGUGCUGAUUUCUGCCCUCACCAAGAGAUACUGGCUAUGGCUGACAAAAACAAUUGCUUUCAUAUCAUUUGGCUUACUAAUUCUGAAAGGGAACUCUAUUCUGAAACAAAAAGAGUAUCCAGCCCUCCACAUUGCUGUUGUUUCUCACCAUGUGGUCAGUUGAUAGCUCUUGGUCAAGAAAAUGGCAGUAUUUAUAUUUGGAAUGUUACCAAAAAUUCCAUUCACUGUGAACUUAAUCAUCACCGUAGCCGAGUUAAGGAUAUUACAUUUGCACCGGGGGUUCCUGAUGGUGCUCUCCUUGUAAGUGUUGCGGAAACUGUGGCAUGGUGGAGUGCAGCACAGGCACAUAAGUGCCGUCCCAACCGAGGUCGUCGCAGGCAGAGCCAACCUCCUUUUAACUUAUCACUUCUACCUGUGGAAUCAACUCUUGCAGAUGUUUGGAUGACCAAAAUUCCUCACACAGGAAAUUGCUAUCUUCUUGGUUGUUUGAAACUUGCAGGUGCUGAUGCUGGACAGAUUGUUUGUUCUCCUGACUUCUCACAAUUUGCUACUGUGGAUUCUGCGGGCUUCAUUUAUUUACUUGGUGUGAUAAACUAGAGGCCAAAAAAUGUGUUUCAUAUAUUUUCCUGUUAGUGAUUUGUUGUUGUGAUGUAAAAUUGUACAGUUCCUUUUUCUUUCCCACUCUUCUGUGCUUUCACAGUAUGAAGAGGAACUCAGGGAAAGUCAUUUCGUUUCUGGUCUCUCGUUUUAGUGUCCAUCUUCCUUUUAAAUUGUAACUCAAUCAUGGGACUGAAUAGUCUGAUUGUGAGAUGAUCCUUUCCUAACUUGAUGGUGAGAAUAGGCAGUUAAUGUGUCUGUUAGUAAACAAAGUAAAUUUUUAUAAGGUUAUUUUAUAGUGUUAUUUCAUAUUGUAUAUUAUAAGAGUUUAGUAAAUUUUUAUAAGCUUAUUUUAUAGUGUUCUUUCAUGGUAUAUAUUAUAAUUGGGUAAUACAUGUUCAGAUGCUCAGAAUAUAUAUAUAUAUAUAUAUAUCUAUGUGUGUGUGUGUGUGUGUGUGUGUGUGAGAGAGAGAGAGAGAGAGAGAGAGAGAGAGUAAAAAGGAAAAUCGUCUCGUUUAUUCUCCCAACCAUUAGAGGCAUUUCACUUUUAUUGACAUUUCAUAAUGACCAGAGUUGAACUCGGUGUUUUAAACAUGUAUCUCAAUGGUGUGAUGAUGUGACAAUAACUCUUUUCUGUCACUAAUUAUGGUGUUCAGUAUUCAGACAUAGUUUUUCAAUUAAACAUCAAUACCUGUUAUGCAUUUAUUACAUAUGUCAUUAAGAGCUGGGUCUGAGUGCAAUGAUUUCAUUUUGCUAAGGUUCAGUUUUAAGCAUAGGAAGUCUUACUUUUACUACCCUAUUGCCUAUGGACUGCAUAAGGGAACUGCUGGUGAAAGUGAAACUGUAAUCUAUAAUUUUGUAAUUCAUUUGGUGCUAUUUAAUUUUUGUAUUAUUACUGCUAUUAUAUUUCGUCUUCAAAUAAUGGAGCUGUGAAAAAACAGUUACACGAGUGAAACCAGUGGAAAACACACACACACACACACACACACACACACACACACACACACACACACCACUGUAUUGUAUUUCAUAAUUUAACUCCAGACUGUGAUAUUGGUUUGCAGGUGUUACCCUUUUGAUUUUUGAUAGUUUGGUAUGUGAAUGAAUUGCUUUAGUUUUUAACUAAUGUUUUACUUGAAGAAUAUUAGUUAAAAGUCAACUGUAUUGCUCAAUCUUUUCACACAGAUUAUAUUUACGAAUGGUAUGUGACAUUACAAUACUGUGUACAGUAUAAAUCUGAAAAUGGGGAUACUAUCAUGCAUAGAUUAAUUGUACUGAUUUAUGUUUAGGAAGAAAUUACUUUGUUGUGGGAUUUAUAUGUUGUUUGUUUCAAAUUUUUUUAUGUUUUUGAUUUUCCAUUAAAUAUACUUGACAGGAAUGCACAUGUGUACAGCAAGGAACACACAUUUUUGUCUCUAAAACUGAAACAUUGUUCUGAAAAUUUCUGAACUGAUCCCUCAGUCCAACUAAAAUGCAACUACUCAGUUCUAUUGUGUCUGACAUUUCUAGCACUGUGUUGAUGUUGAAGUAUGGUUGUUACAAAUUAUACGAGCACAUACUUAAGAGGCAUCAAAACUGAAAUUGUGAAGUCAUGGCAUUAGUAAAAUAUAAUAAUAAAAAGUAGCAUCAACAAACUUUGAGCUCAGUGGUGGCUGAUGCCUAAAAUGAAUAGGGGCUCACUACUUUUACUGCAUUAUGCAGUUUAUUUUCUAAAUUACUUAAAAUAUUUCUGUAGCUAUAAAGUUAUCUUAAAAUGGACCUGACUACGUUCAUGGGGCUGAAUCUCUUGAAGAGGUAUAUUUAUAUGUAGAAAGUCCAUCCUCCAUUCCUUUAUUAUUUUUUUGCAUCUGUCUAUGACUCUCUCAUUGAAAUCUGAAAGCCUGUGGAUCAUUUCCUCUUCAAUAGAUAGCAUGGAAAUAGCAGGCAGCUUAGUGAAGUACUGAAAAACAGUUUUACUUGUUUAUUUUGACUUGUAGCUUGGGCAAGACUUAGUUCAAUUGUUGUGCAUAACAAUUCACAUCAUAUGCAAAAUGAUACUCUUCUCUUACAAUUGUUUGGAUACUUGUAUGUUGGCUGCACAUGAAUCAAGCACCAUCACAAAUUUGAGGUUUACUUUUUCUUCCUGUUCUUGGGCAACAUCAGCCUGGACAUUUUUAAUAUAAUCUGCUAAGAAGGAAUCUUUAUUGUAAGAGAGAUUUAAUAAUGUCCAAAACUGUUCAAGAGGCUGUCCAGAAGAUAAUAGGUAUUGAAAUACUGCAACCAACUGAAAUUUAGAAGAUACAUCCGAAAUUGCAUCUACUAUCACAGACAAAAAGACUGUUGUAGCUGUUUAUGCAUUAAUUUCUUCAUGACAGUCAUGUAACAUACACCCUAGUAAAUCUUUUUGUAUAUCCUUGAAUGUACUCUUAAAAACUGUAUCAUUGCUCAUGUGCUGUUUUGCAACAGCAUCUAUAGCUAAUGGGAAAUUUUUUAGCCCUCUGAAUAUUCCACGAUCAUUAAAUUUUGAUGUUUAUUAUGUCCAUGUAAGACAAGUUCAAAUUCACCACAGUCUGUUAUUUUGGAAAGACCGCAGUGAUUCUUCCUUAUGUUGUCACUGUGUCUUUCUAUAUCCUGUCUGAAAGUUGAGGUAAGCUGUUCCUAAUUUCUAUUUUCUCAAGGACUGAUAAAUCUAAAUAGCAUUCUUACAUGCAAUAGAUUCCUUGUGCUUCUUAACAUUCUGUGUUAGAUGACUUAGAUAUGACAUGUGAGUGCAUGUCCAGCCUGUAUCUUUACCCUUAAUAAACAGCAACCAUGGAAAACAAAAUAGUUUAUUUUUAUAAAUGCAAACAUAAAUCCAACUAUACAUUAAAAGACCUGUGAAAUAUCUUCCUGUGACUUGUUUGCCCUUGUUUUGAUUUGGGCUGAAGCAUUGGCCUACCAAGCUUCUUUUUUUUUCACACUUCUCUUACAGGCUUAAAGCUGAGAAAUCUGUUUCUAAAAGAUAAUCAACACUGUUCAUUCUUCUUUGAAAAUAAACUCCUAGAACAGGUGAAUCUGCAUGGAGCACUAAAGCACAAUAAAUAACUCCAUUACAGUGAAGGCACACAUGCAAACUGCUCCAGUUGUGGGCUGCAGCCAUUCAGUUCAGAUCAAUUCAUGUGUUUCUACCAGAAUCCAACUUGCAUUUGAGUUGGUUCUUCCACCAGUGCAAAUGCACAUACUUCUAGCAACAUUUCCUCUUGCCCUGCCCUGCCAAAGGAACCCCCUUAAACUGACUCACAAAGGUUCAGAAGAGAAAUUGGACUUCAUCAGUGCCUGGGCAACACUGAGGCACAUGUGUGUGCUAUCUGAACAACUUAAAAGUUUUUCACAGAAGUAGUGGUAUAAUAAAUAGAUACAUUUAUAACUUUGACAAUCAACUUCUUUCUGGUGGUUCACUGAAAACAUAGAAUGUGCCAUCGCUGCUUGAGCUGUUAAAACAUGUGACUUCUGCUUCAGGAACUGAUGCUUAUGCAGCAUAUGUGAAGAAGUUUACCAAAGUAGUUCACAUUUCAAAAGGAUGAAAAUCCACUCAAAACUACAUGUCAGAAGAGAUGACAAGAUACACACCAGGAAUCAGAAAUAACAAUGGAGUGUAACAGCAGGUGUAAUAGACAGCCAACCAGUUGCAAUAAAUGGUGGUUUUCAAUUAACAUUUACCACAGUUCCAACAGAUUUAAACCCAUCUUCCUCAGAAGGACAAUAAACCUGCAUACAAUGCAAUAACAUAACUUACAAUCAAAACAUUGUGGACCAAUAUAACUUGUCAAACAGAAACUGCAACCUACAACAUGUGUAGGCAUGUCACAAGCAACAUGUACAUCCAUAUGUAAAAGUUAGGGCCCCUAGAAUCAAGAGCUUGUCACAUCAGUAAACCCAAUCUCAUAAAAUACCAGGCCAAGUUAAGAGAGAAAUGCUGACUAAGGGAGAGUGGAGAGCAUGAAUACCAAGAAAAUAAAUCUGAGGUGCAUGUGCUGAUAAACAUGUGCACUUGGCAGCAUAAUAUUGGUCCAUGGUGUUUUGAUUUAAGUUAUGUUAUCGCAUUGUAUGCAGGCUUCUUGUCCUUCUGAGGAAGAUGAGUUUAAAUCUGUUGAAAUCAUGGUAAAGGUCAAUUGAAAACUACCAUUUAUUUUAAGUGGGUGGGUGUCUAUUACACCUGCUGUUCUGUAACCAUCGCUGUAGUGCAGCCAUGUUCAAAAUAAUGCAGUGUAACACCCAGGGUUCAAAUUCCAUACUAACAGUUACAUCAGUUUUUAUACCUCCUGUAUUAUGUUAAUAUGCAGAGCUAUACAGUAGAAAAAUAGGUUGUGAAUACAAGAAGAAAGCAGUUUUAUAAGGAAGAAAGCUAAAGUCCUUUAGGAGAAGCAAGGAAGGCAUGGAUGAGAAGUGAAAGGGUCAAGGUAGUGGGAAAAUAAUAAGAUAACUUUUAUGGGUGUUUUCUGUGUGGCUGGAGUCUUUUCUUCCCCUCCAUGGAGAGCUGGUUCAGCUUCAUGAAUCUCACUUCUGAUGAUCUCAAUGACCCUCCCAUUGUGGCUGUAAUAGUUAAGUGAGAUAGACUGAUUCCAAUCUACUUAAAAUGACUACAUGAAUCUAGCUAGCUGUUUUCACAGUUGAUGUAUAUAGGCCAGAGAAACAAUCCUGUACCCAACCAUUGACAGUAAUUGGAGCAUCUAGAGCAAGGCUGCCAGCAACAUAUUUAGGUUUCAGAUAUAUCUCAGACUUAUGAAAAGUUACAUUCUGUUGUUGGGCUCCAAUGGCAAAACAAAAGAAAACCUGUGCUGAAUUUCUCAAUAAUCUGCUCUGCUCGGGGUAGUCUGUGCAAUCUUUCUGCAUAUUUCCCCUUAUCUCACAAUUCCUUCCAUCAGGAAACCUUUGGCAAUGGAAGUUCAUCUUUGUAAUACUUUUAAUGCAUAUACUGCUGUCAGUUGUACCAAAAUGUACUACAGUUUCAAUAUUGGAUGAAAGAUUAUCUCAUUAUCUUGUGGCUGUGUUCUUUGAAUGGAUGUAAUGCAGAAUGCAAAACUAAAUACAACUUUUCAUCACUUUCUUCGUAUGAGGUACCACAGCUGUGAAUUUAUUAAAGAGUUUAAAUAAAUAAAAAUUAAUUUGAAGUAAAUAGGCAUGCAAAGAUGUACAUAUGGUAUAUUAUUGUAUUAAGAGCUUGUAACUUAAUGCUGAUAAUGUAAAGUGGACAUUCCAGGGUUCAAAUCAAUAUAUUAUAUUUCUUGAUGUUGCACUACAGUUUUUCAUGAUGUUAUUCAGGUGUAUAUUAUGUACCUUUUAGUGCAGUCGUAUGGUAGUGUACCCUCACAUUGUUAAUUUUUGUGAAUGUGGAAAGUUCUAAUCAUGUAGUUAAAUGCUCAUGUUAAUGGCUGGUAAAAUAACAGCAUUAGAAUAUAUUCAUUAAAGCUCAGACACAACCUGACAAAGGCGACAAAUCUUAAUGUGUUGUGAAUAUUUAUUUGUAAGCUGUAAAUUAAUUGCCAGACUAAGUGUUCUCUAAAAGCAGUAUUAAUGAGGCUUAGCAGUUGAAGAGAUCACAAUGCGAGAAGAGUUUUUAUGGAGAACUUUUAUACUUUUUUAUGGUUUUAUUUCUCUGUUAAUGAUAAUUCUUUUUAUGUUGUUCUUUGAUGGCCUCUUUAUGUAGCCAACAGUUUGUUUAAUUUUUUUACUUGUUUAUAAGACUGUAAAUGACUUUAAUGACUUUGAAGAUGACAAGGUGGAAUGUGAGAAUUUCAGGAAAUUAAUUCUAAGCCAAACUUUCAUAUGGUAUAUUACCAUGUAUUGUAUAUGGUACAAUACUUGUGGAACAUUUUUAUGCUAAAUAUUUUGUAGAUUAUGGGGAACCUGGACUCUCUUGUUUGCCCCAUAAGCCAAAGAUUACAAAUAUCUUGGUGCUUUGCAACUUGGCACUAACCUAUCUUUGAAUUAAUGACGAAUUGCAGAGUUGUGGCAUUGCAAGAAACUAUUUCCCAUGGAAGCCUAUGCCCAACUUAAUGACAUUGUCAGCUUCAUCCCAUUCACCUUAACAUUUGUGAAAGGGGUAAAUGUGGUCUGUUAUUUCCCUUGCUGUAUUGCAUUUCUCUAUUCAGCAAACUGUAUUGUAAAAGAAGCUAUACACAACAGUCUAAAAGUCUUAAAUAUUACAAUUAUUUUUCUUAUACUUUUCUCUUCAUUACUGAACUUCAGUAGGAAUUAACAUCCAAUUCAGUGGGAACCCAGUCUCUGGUUUUGAACAUGCAAGAUUAUCGUGUUGAAUAAAUUGCCCCUUUCUGGUCAAACAUCAGUGCUGAUGGUGCCAUUUCAAACAAGUGAACUUCAUGUACUUUCAGUGGAAUAAAACAUACCAAAUUGCAUUUGUCAUCUGCAUUUCACCACAUCUACUUAUCCUUCUUCCUGUUUGCAUGUUAGGGUUAGGGUUGGUUUCCUGCUGAUCGGUUUCGGCUGUCUCUUGUAUAUUGUGAUUUUCUAGUAUGAAAACAAUCUUUUGUGUAAAUUCAACCACAGAAUCUAGACUGCUUUUAUCCUAAGAUAAAGAAUGCUGUAUUUAUUUCCAGUUUUAAUGAAGGCAAUAAUGUCGCACCCAGUCUUCUAAUUAUUUUAUUUUAUUUUAUUUUAUUUUAUUUAUUUUUUUUUUUCGUCAUGUUGUUGGGCUGUCAAGUUGCAUAGCACCAAACUGCAUAGUAACAAUGCAGAAUAUGUUUUUUUAAAUAAUCACAUCUGUGGGUUUCAUAUAAAGUAAUUAUGGUAUCAA